AUGCAUAUUCUUAAACGAAUGGCUCCUCGGCAUCAUCAACAACAAAUUCAUUGCGAUUCAGGAGAAGGUAAUCGUGUUUGUGGUAGUGUAGCACUGGAAAUUGGAAAAGACUUUCUACUACCAGAUUCUUCUGUAAUGCCCGAAGGUGAUAACGCAUUUACGGGAACAUCUUCAUCAUCAUCAUCAUCAUCGCCCUUUAGAGCAGACUCUCAGUCUCAGUUGCAUCCUAGUGAUGAGGAAAAUGAUUAUAUUCUUCAGAGUCGACGAGAGAAGAACCGAAAAGCAGCCCAAAAAUGCCGAGAAAAGAAGAAAGAAAAAAUAAGAAUUCUGGAAAAUACUGUCAAAGACCUUAACAACGAUAUUCGAAUUCUUAAGUGUCGAAAUACCAAAUUGGAAGAGGAAAAAGAACGCCUGGAAUAUCUCUUGAAACUCCACAAUCGUUGCUGUCCUCUCAAAGUCGAAAACGAAUUUGUAGACGUUUAUCCCGCGGAGGAACAGUUCAAUCCCGGCGAAGAGCAGGUCCCCAGAACAUCUCACCAGGUUUACAGAGACCAGUCAAUCAUUCCACCAGGUUAUUUAUAUCAGACGGAGACUUACCACGCUCAGUGA
Acanthosepion pharaonis is the source of this 609-nucleotide messenger RNA. The record is from the annotation of a GenBank genome assembly. NCBI's taxonomy places the organism in Eukaryota, Metazoa, Mollusca, Cephalopoda, Sepiida, Sepiidae.